AUGCGCCUCGCUCACCUCCAUAUUCCCAAUCUCAUUCCAUUCACGCACGCCUCGCGCCUUCAACAAACCCUCGUAUCCCGUCUCCUAACCUACAAGAAGCUCUCCGACCUCUCCGACUCCCAGCCUACCCUCGCCCCUCCCGAUCCAACCAUCCUCACAUUCACACCGUACCCAGUCUACACCACUGGCCGACGCGACCUCCCUCCUCCGUCAGAUACUUCCAUUUCUCACACAACUACCAAACCUCCCUGGCUGCCCGCUCCUCUCGAGCCAAUCCGCCCGAUCCUCACCGCCUCCCCACCGCUCGCGGAAUACCAUGCCACAUUACGAGGUGGCCAGACCACCUACCAUGGCCCAGGACAAUUAGUCGCAUAUACAAUUCUAGACUUACGUCGUCUACGAAUCGGACCGAGAGCGCAUAUUAGGCUACUUGAAGAGACAGUGCUAGACGUUCUAGCCAGCCAUGGCGUGCAAGGGAUACUGAGUGAUGACCCGGGGGUAUGGGUAGCUCCGUCAAGCACGAAAGCGGCGAAUUGGAUAGAAAACAAUGCAUUCGCUGCAAGGAAGAUUGCGGCGGUGGGCGUACACUUACGGAGGUUUGUGAGUAGUUACGGUGUCGGACUGAACAUCACUGAAGAGCCAAUGUGGUAUUUUCGCCAGAUUGUAGCAUGCGGGCUGGAAGGGAGGGAUGCGACAAGCCUCGAAGGCCAAGGUGUUCAAGUAAAAGGUGGAAUAGAGGAGGUUGCAAAGCGUUUCGUACAAGCAUUCGUUGGACGGCUAAACGAAGGCACAGCCAGCGGGGGAGUAGGCCCCAAAAUAGACGAAAUAUUUGAAAUAGAAGAAAAAGAUGUGCUUAGUUGA
Molecule: messenger RNA, 861 nt
Organism: Uncinocarpus reesii 1704
Lineage: Eukaryota; Fungi; Ascomycota; Eurotiomycetes; Onygenales; Onygenaceae
Product: lipoyl(octanoyl) transferase
Exons: 1
Coding region: 1-861 (286 amino acids)
Biological process (GO): protein lipoylation
Cellular component (GO): mitochondrion
Molecular function (GO): lipoyl(octanoyl) transferase activity
Source: RefSeq, a predicted model, not a curated record